Daucus carota subsp. sativus is the source of this 2430-nucleotide messenger RNA. Its product is annotated as eukaryotic initiation factor 4A-15-like. Lineage: Eukaryota; Viridiplantae; Streptophyta; Magnoliopsida; Apiales; Apiaceae. The transcript has 6 exons. Gene Ontology annotation, molecular function: ATP binding; RNA helicase activity; RNA binding. The record is from RefSeq and is a predicted model, not a curated record. Bases 255 to 2168 code for a protein of 637 amino acids.
UUGCAGGGAAACACGACGAAGAAGUGGAAUGAGUAUUUCUUUCAAAAAAUGCGGGAGAGUUGGAAUGGAAUGAUCAAAGAAAUGGAAAUUAUAGACAUUUUCUCAAAUCAACCCUAAUUUAGCGUAAAGUUUAAAUUCAUUCUCCCUCCGAUUCACUUCAUCCAAGUGUACACAGCAGGGUUUAAACCUUGACCUAGGGUUUACAAGGCAGAAUAGCAGAAGAUUAAAUAGAGUGAACGAUUGAAGAUACUUCUAUGAACUAUAGUUUGUGCUCUAGAGGUGCAAUGGAUUCAUUUGAUCUAAUGACUCUAAACCAGUCCAACUACAAAAUCUGGAGAAGUUGUAUGGAGUCCUAUCUUGCUAGUGAAGAUUUGUGGGAUAUUGUGUGUGGAGCACAUGGUAUUUCUUUGCAAAAUACCCGAGUGAAUGAUGAUGCUCUCAAAGAUUGGAAGAAAAAGAACGGCAGAGCUGAAUUUGUCUUAAAGAGAUCCAUCUCUGAUGAACUCUUUCAUCAUAUUCUCUAUUGCAAGUCAGCAAGUAGUAUCUGGGAAACUCUGACUAGUGUAUUCAAUAAAACUGACAAGGAAAAUUCACUAAGGGUGUUAGAGAAUGAGCUUGAAAAUGCCAGACAAGGUACUUUGUCUAUUUCACAGUUUUUCUUGAAAAUCAAGAACCUGUGCUCAGAGAUUUCUAAACUUACCCCAGAUGAGCCGGUUUCUGACGCCCGGCUGAAGUGCAUAGUUGAUCAUGGCUUGAAGCCCGAAUUCGUUCCCUUUGUGAAAUCAAUCCAAGGAUGGCCUGUACAACCAUCUUUUGAAGAAUAUGAGAAUAUAUUGGUUUCACUGGAGGGCUUAGCAAAGAAAAGUGCAGAAAUUACGUCUAAGAAUGAAAGGGAAAGCGAUUUGAAUGCAAGAAAGCCUAAAAAUAAUAAAGACAAAGUCAUGGCUGGUUGUGUACCAGAAGCUUCUUGCUUCAAUACAAGUAUGACUGAGCUGAGCAGACUUGCUGCUGACGGAGAAAAAUUCUUUACAACAUGUGAUGAGGUUUAUGACAGCUUUGAUGCAAUGGGAUUGGACGAAAAUCUUUUGAGAGGCAUAUAUGCAUUUGGUUUCGAGAAGCCAUCUGCGAUUCAGCAGCUCGGGAUUGUUCCAUUCUGCAAGGGACUAGAUGUUAUUCAACAGGCAGAGUCUGGUAUCGGAAAAUCUGUAAUUUUUUGCUCUGGAGUUUUGCAGCAACUUGAUUAUGAUGUUGUAGAGUGUCAAGCACUGGUUCUUGCUCCUACACGUGAACUCGCACAACAAAUUGAGAUGGUUAUGCAAGCUCUUGGUGGUCAUCUUGGCGUAAGGGUUCUUUCCUGUGGGUGGAAUAGUGCCCGUAAUGAUCAACGUAUUCUGUCAAGAGGUUUUCAUGUUGUGGUUGGUUCUCCGAGCCGUGUAUUACACCUGUUGCGGAAACAGUCUCUUUGUUCAGAUCACAUUAAAAUGCUUGUUUUGGACGAAGUGGAUAAAAUUCCGUCGUUAGACUUCAAAGAGAUUAAUGAUAUCCGGCAGUUGCUACCACCUAAAAUUCAAGUUGGAAUUUUCUCGGCCACCACCAUACCUCCUGAGGCUCUUGAAAUCACAGGAAAAUUCAUGAAUAAGCCUGUGAGAAUUCUGGUAAAGAGAGAUGGGCUCAAUCUUGAGGGUAUCAAACAAUUUUAUGUUAAUGUUGACAAGGAGGAACGGAAACUGGAAACACUUUGUGAUCAUUAUGAGACCUUGGUUAUUUUUCAGAGUGUCAUCUUUGUUAAUACUGAGUGCAAGGUUGAUUGGCUGACUGACAAAAUGCGCAGCCGUGAUUACACAGUCUCUGCUACUCAUGGAGACAUGGAUCAAAACACUAGAGAUUUUAUUAUGCAUGAAUUUCAUUCUGGUUCUUCUCGUGUGCUCAUUACCACCGAUCUUCUGGCUCGUGGUAUAGAUGUCCAACAAGUAUCCCUUGUAAUUAACUAUGAUUUGCCGACUCAGCCAGAGAACUACGUUCAUCGAAUUGGCUGUAUUGGACGUUUUGGAAGGAAAGGUUUUGCAAUCAACUUUGUGACCAAGGAUGAUGUCAGGAUGUUGGUUGACAUACAGAAGUUCUACAAUGUAGUAGUGGACGAGCUGCCAGCCACUUUUGCCGAUCUUUAGUGUGGAAUUCAUCUGUUUAUUAAAUUGUUACUUGAAAGUUACUCAGCUGUCGAAUCUUGGCAGGUUUACUAUCCGAGACAUAUAUUGGGUAUUGAACUCCCUUUACAACUUCUUCCUAGUAUGUUGUAAUUUUGUUUUUGUUUUAUGCGCAAAAUUUGGUGAAUUUCUGUAUCCUAUAUUCCGAUACAAUUUGUCGAAUGGUAUGCUUGAAGUUGAACACUUGAGCUCAAGUGCUGAAUCGUAAGUUUUGAUUUUUUUCUUC